Nothobranchius furzeri (turquoise killifish) is the source of this 2852-nucleotide messenger RNA. The record is from RefSeq and is a predicted model, not a curated record. Lineage: Eukaryota; Metazoa; Chordata; Actinopteri; Cyprinodontiformes; Nothobranchiidae.
CACCUGCUGUUCUCUGGUUGACAGAUUGAGCCACAUCUGUUAGGCACAAUAUGACGUCCUCAUCAGGGGCAAAAGUUCCUGACCCAUAACUGUAGGGUUGCCGGUUUGUGUUCUGCUCAGUCUUUUGCAGUUGUUGUGUCCUCGAGGAAGACAUUUCACUGUUCUUACCUGCUGCUGGUGGUCAAAGGGACCGGUGAUUAAGGCCAGCACCAGCAGCAUUUUUCUGUAGUAACUCAAUAGUUGCAAAUCCAUUUUGUGUGUAAAAGACCAAAUCAAAUGGCAACCUUGAUGAAGACGCAAGGAAAGGAGCCACAGCCAAAUACCCACAAUGAGUAAGGCAAGUCCAAAGAAGUCUGCUCAUUGGCAAGAACAAGAUCAGGGCAAUAAACAGCUAUAACCUGCCAGUAGUCAGAUAUCCUGCAGGAAUAAUAAGCUGGCCAACGGAAGAAAUGCAGACCCCAGAUGUUAAGACAGGGAAGCUCCUAAACAUGCAUGGAUGGUUCCAUCCCAUAUCCAGCACCCUGAGACUGUGCACAAGCUGUAAGGAAGGAGGCCGAAGACUAGUGAGUGUGAGAGCCACUGUCCAGGAUGAAACAUCCAAGAUUCAUAAGUACAUCAAGGAGAAGGCCCCAACAGAUAAGGUGGUCAGUUAUUGUCUCGGACAAAGGCAAACGGACGAGGAGGUGCUGGAAAUACUAUUGUGGGAGGAAAAACCCUAACAUGUGAUGUAGCACAGACAAUAAAUGAAGUGUCUAAUAUACCAUUUCCUUAGGUAGUUAAGCUCAAACCAGACCCUGAGGUCCAUGAUGACUGACCUGUACUCCAGGUCAUUCCCUCUGGACACACAGCCAACAUUGGCCCAGAAGUGACAUCUGCUGGUGUUGUAGGUUAAGUCCGAGGUGUAGAAGGUAAAGAGAAAGGGUGAGAGCUGUGGAGCUUCAGCACACAACCACUUCAGACAAACAGUUGUGCAGCUUCUCAUUCAUUCAUUCAUUCAUUCAUUCAUUCAUUCAUUCAUUCAUUCAUUUAUGCACUGUAGCCUGUUGGUGAGGUAGUUGAUGGCCCAUGCAGUCAGAUGUUCAACUAACCUUGUUUUGCAACAAUCCCCAGCUGAUGGAGAAGUCUGAAAGCAAAACGCCUCUGCCAGAGCGUAUGCGUCUCCCUUGUAGAGCUGACAGAAAAGUCUAAAGUAGGCUUUAGUUCUCUCCUCACCUGGUCAGAUGUAACUGAGAAUAGGGAGUAAGGGACUGAGUGGUGCUAAUGAAGGUUGUUGGUGGUGGUGGUGCUGUUGAAUGAUGUGAAAUUUGGAGGUAGAGGUUCUCUUAGUCACCAGCGUAAAAAGCUUGUUUCUAAUCAGUCUGCAAGGAUUGAAUCUCAGGGGUCAACCAGAGUUUAUUUUUCAAGAAACACUUCACUCUUUGCUCCUCCUUGAACCGUCACCUUAUCGUGGUGGAGGAGUUUGAGUGCCCUAAUGAUCCUAGGAGCUAUGUUGUCUGGGGCACUUAGUGCCCCUGGUAGGGUCUCCCAUGACAAAUUGGUCUUAGGUGAAGGGUGAGACAAAGAACGGUUCGAAGGAUCUUUCAUGGUGGUUAAAACGAAGAGUCGGAGUACCCGGCCCGGAGGGUUACCGGGGUCCCACCCUGGAGCCAGGCCUGGGGUUGGGGCCCGUGAGCGAGCGCCUGGUGGCCGGGCUUUUGCCCAUGGGGCCCGGCCGGGCCCAGCCCGAACCGGAUACAUGGGCUCGUCCAACUGUGGACCCACCACCCGCAGGAGGAACAUGAAGGGUCCGGUGCAAUGCGAAUCGGGUGGCAGACCAAGGCGGGAGCCUUGGCAGUCCAAUCCCCGGACAAGAAAACUAGUUUUUGGGACAUGGAACGUCACCUCGCUGGCGGGGAAGGAGCCGGAGCUUGUGGCAGAGGUUGAGCGGUACCGGCUAGAUAUAGUCGGACUCACCUCGACACAUUGCAUUGGCUCUGGAACCCGAGACCUGGAGAGGGGUUGGACACUCUACUUUGCUGGAGUUGCUCCGGGUGAGAGGCGGAGGGCUGGGGUUGGCUUUUUGUUAGCCCUGAGACUCUCUGCCUGUGUGUUGGGGUUUACCCCGGGGGACAAGAGGGUAGCUUCCUUGCGCCUUCGGGUCGGGGAACGGGUCCUGACUGUUGUUUGUGCUUAUGGGCCAAAUAUCAGUUCAGAGUACCCACCCUUUUUGGAGUCCCUGGGACGAGUGCUAGAUAGUGCUCCAUCAGGGGACUCCAUUGUCCUGCUGGGGGACUUCAAUGCUCACGUGGGCAAUGACAGCUUGACCUGGAGGGGUGUGACUGGGAGGAACGGACCACCUAAUCUGAACUCGAGCUGUGUUUUGUUAUUGGACUUCUGUGCAAGCCGCAGUUUGGCCAUAACGAACACCAUGUUCGAACAUAAGGAUGCCCACCGGUACACUUGGUACCAGGGCAGCCUAGGUCACUGGUCGAUGAUAGAUUUUGUAGUCGUAUCAUCUGACCUGCGGCCGUAUGUUUUGGACACCCGAGUGAAGAGAGGGGCGGAGCUGUCAACUGAUCACCACCUGGUGGUGAGUUGGAUCAGAUGGCAAGGGAACAUGCCGCGUAGACCUGGCAGACCAAACGCAUAGUGAGGGUCUGCUGGGAACGCCUGGCAGAAGACCCUGUCAAGACGGUCUUCAACUCCCACCUCCGGCAGAGCUUUGACCACGUCCCGAGAGCAGUGGGGGACAUUGAGUCCGAGUGGGCCUUGUUCCACUCUGCGAUUGUCGAGGCGGCUGUUGCUAGCUGUGGUCGUAAGGUGGCCGGUGCCAGUCGUGGUGGCAACCCCCGUACCCGCUGGUGGACACCAGA